Molecule: messenger RNA, 525 nt
Organism: Paramecium octaurelia
Lineage: Eukaryota; Ciliophora; Oligohymenophorea; Peniculida; Parameciidae
Source: the annotation of a GenBank genome assembly
UGAAAUGAUGAAUUUCCUCUUGUAAUUUAUCAAUACUAAUUUAAUAGGCAUACAAUUCGAAUCAUAUAUCCAUUAAUACAAUCCUUCAAAGUACUCAAGAACAAGGAUAAGGAGGGACAACAAACUUUGUUAAAAUAUUGGUGCAUAAAUUGGAUGAUAUCCCUUUUAGAUAUUGUUCUUGAAAUAGUUUUGAAUGAGUAUUUAAAUAUUUAAACCUAGUUUGUUGGUUGACAUAGUCUUAGUUUCAUUGGCAAUAGGAUUGAUUUAUAACAACUUUAAAUUUUCAGCUGCAAUAUUCAAUAACUCAAUCUAGCCAUUUAUAUAUUAACAUGAGAAGAAGAUAGAGCAAUUCUUUUCCUUCGUAUUAAUCACAUUUAUCAUUUUUAUAAUAGAUAGAUGACAAAGUCAAAAGUGUAUGGGAUAAAUCAUCAAACUCCAUUGAAAAUGCAGCAAAGGAAAAAAUCGGAGAGGUAGUUGCCGAUCAAUUUAAAAAAAAAUGAAUUCUGUUAUAUAUAGAAAUAUCAC